AUGGCACCAACAGUGGCUACGGCCAUGAAGCCGCGGGGCAACAUUACCCGGAGGAAAGUCUCUGCUCCCAGUAUAAAUGGACUCAACUCAAGGCCCAAGGCCGGUAUUACAAGGUUCCGGGCCUCUCCUGCCAGAUCAAUGACCCCCGAAGUACGAACAGCAUCAAAUCGGCGAUUCAAGUGUCCGACUGGAUGUGAGAAUCCAGCCUUUGAGAUGACCGAUGAUGUCGGUAUACUAUGCCAGAACUGCGGCGCCGUGGUGUCAGAGAAUACUCAGCUGGUCAGUGAACAGACCUUUGCCGAAGGUCCAUCCGGUCAAAUACAUGCUCAAGGUGUUGCUAUUGGUGCUGGAGAGACGCAUCGCCGCGGCGGUGGUUUCGCCAACACCGGCAAGGCUGGCAGCGAAGCUACGCCAACUCGGAAGACCGCAGAAAUCAACGCUAAAAUGGUCAUCAAUCGUCUCUGCGACCAGCUCAACAUUCGGACUGGAGAAAACGAGCAGGCCUUGAGACUUUUCAACGUUGCUUAUGCGAAAGGUUUCGUCAGAGGACGCAGCUUGGACGAUGUUGCCCUAAUUAGUCUCUACACCACGAUCAGACAAUCCACUGAACAAAUACAGGGCGUCAAGAGACCGAGAUACGGCGUCAUGCUGAUUGACUUCGCUGAGAAGGGAGAUAUCGACGUGUUCGCCCUGGGCAAGAUCUUCACAGACUUCGUUCGGGACAUCUUUCUGGAAGACGCGGCCAAGCACAAGUCGUCUGAGGAACUCAGGCAAGCUCAAUUACUUGCGCCUGGACCCGAGGUCUUCGUCUCGCGGUUUGUCGACGAACUAGAGUUCCCCCCACACGAUGCUCCCAGGAUAAAAUCCGAUGCGUACAAAAUCAUUGCCAGCAUGAAACGCGACUGGAUUACGCGCGGACGUCGUCCAGCCGGAAUUUGUGGAGCAGCGGUCAUCAUUGCAGCCCGAAUGAACAACUACCGCAGAACGGUGCGAGAGGUAGUCCUGGUAGCCAAAGUGACCGAAAUCACUCUCAACAAGCGCCUCGAAGAGUUCAGCGAGACGCCUCUUAGCAAAGCUUCGGUGGAUAAAUUCAAGAAGCUGGUUCUCCCGAAUGUGGAUUUUGAAGAUCUCCAAGAGGCACGUGUGGACGGGGAGCCUGCCAAAGGCGAUACAAACAUGGAAGAUUUCAUGGCGAAGGUUCACGAACAACAGGCGAAGCAGAGAGCUGGUCAGGAUCACUCAGAUCUUCCAGAUGCUCUGGAUCCACCCAUCCUGAGACCAAAGCCAAAGAAGCGCAAGCGGAAGGGGCAAGCUGUAACCGCUGCUGAGCUGGAGAACGAUGGCUCUGAAGGCGUAGACACUCCAGAGGAUAGUGACGACGAAACCGAAGAGCCUCCGGCGAAGCAAGCAAGAGUCGACGCGGAGGGUUUCGCUAUACCCACGCAGCCAGCAUCUUCGAGCGCCCCAACGAAAGGCGCCCCUCCUAAGAAAGGUCCUGGUCGUACGAAGGGCAGCAAGAAUUGGCGAGCACCUGCGGCCACACCUGCUGAACGAGCGAUAGAGCAGGAGAUCCAGAAUGACAUUGAUGAGAGCAUGCCCGAGUUGGAGGAAAGCGCCACGCGACUUGCUGUUGACAAGGCUCGAGCAGCGUCAGAACAGCCGUCGACGAGUUUGGACCAUCAGAGCGCGGAGACCGCCAUUGAUCCAAAGUUGGCAGGUAAUUCUGGUGAUGUCGACAUGUCGAUAGUCAUAGGUGAUGACGAGUUUGAGGACGAUGAAGAUGUAGCGACGUGCUUACUCAAUGAAGAGGAGAAGCUACUGAAAGAAAAGGUCUGGGUCAACGAGAAUGCCGACUGGUUGCGGCAGGACCAUGCGAAGCGUAUCCGACGGAAUCUUAAAGAGCAAGAACUCAAAGACAAAGGCAUAGACCCAGUCCAAUUUGAGCGCAACAAGAAGGCCCAAGGUCGUCGCCGCAAGGACGGCAGCCGCAUGCCCCAUCGGGCUGGCGAUACUCGCUACCUCCACGACCCAGAGUAUGACCGUCGCACUGGACCGCACGCUACCCCAGGUGCCGGUGAUCGUGCCAGUGUUCUCUCUUCUCGUGCAGGCUCUGCAUCUCCAGCUCCACGCCGAGACCGUCCUCUGGAUGCAACAGAGUCUGUCACGCGCAUGCUUCGGCAGCGCACGCCGUUCUCGACACGACUCAAUUACUCCGCAAUUGGUAGCAUCUAUGGCAACCCAUCCGAGACAACGACUCGAUCCCCUACACCGAUGUCGCCGUCUCGCGCGUCCAGUGUGCUGUCUGACGCCCGGAGUGACUUGAGUCGAUCGCGGAGUAUCAGCAUUCUUGGCUCUACCAGCAAGAAUCCUCGCAACACUGAUGAAGUCGCUCGAACAGCCACCGAAAAGCGUCUGCGCAUCGUGGCUGGCCUGCCCGCAGACACAGAUCGCAGCGACGUCAUCUUUGGUGGCUACGGUGGUAAGAACACCGGCUUGCAGCGCAGCAAAGGUUCAUUGUCUGCCGAGAAGCGCCAGAAGAAGGUCUAUCAGGACAGAAGAGCCAGCGGUAGCGACAGCGGCAGCCCAAGCGUGGGACCUGCUGGACGAUCUGGAAGUCAAGGUACAGAUGGAGGCGAGGGAUCUGCUGUCGGCACACCAGACUACGAGAGGAGAGAGGUGUCAGCGUCUCCAAGCCCAUCGCCAGGUCCUCCGCGAGGCCAAUCUCAAGUCGCAAGGCCAAUCACAGCCCGACCGAAUCAGCAACCACGCAAUGUCACCUUCGCGAAAAGCCCGACCAGCGCACAAGAUCCUCCUUCGGGCGGCAACACGCCACGCAGUGGCACAAGCUCAAACAUCGAGGCUUUUGGUGGUACCGAAGAAGUCGUAGAAGGCGAAGCUCUGGACGAAGACGAAGGUCUUAUCAUGGAGGUCGCACCACCCGAGAUGGCCCAAUUUCUCCCAGACGAGCGAGCUUUCGCGAGUCUAGAAGGCAAGAACGUCGUUCUGACCGGCGCCGCGACUGGCAUCGGCGCCGCAACAGCAACCCUCCUGGUCCACGCUGGAGCCAAUGUCUUCUUCGGCGACGUCGCAACAAAACCCGCCGAAGAACUCGUCUCAACCUUAUCGAGGCCCUCCCUGCCAGGAAGCAUUGCCUUCCGACACUGCGACGUCACCAAAUACGACGACAUCUACCAGCUGUUCAAGUCUGCUCGUGACGAACUCGGACAGAUUCAUCACGCGGUCUCUGUGGCUGGUAUCUUUGAGCAGGGAGCUUGGUUUGAUCCGGGGCUGACCGUUGAGUCUGUUGGGGAGGGUCCGGCGACUACUGCUGUGCUGGAUGUGAAUGUCCUGGGGAGUGCGAAUUUCGCGCGUAUUGCAGUUGUGUUCCUGCGCGAGGGGAUCAGUGAUGGCGAAAACCGGAGUCUGACUUUGCUGUCGAGUGUGAAUGCGUUCAGGGAGAGUCCAGGGCUGUACAUGUAUCAGACUUCAAAGCACGCAAUCCAGGGCCUGAUGCGCUCCAUGCGCAAGAUCAUCUACGAGCGAGAUGGCAUUAGAGUGAAUUGCGUAUGUCCGGGUGUCACUGACACACCCAUGACGAUUGGGAUUGCAGAGAAGUUUAAGAAGGCAGGGCUGUACGUCCAGUCGGCGGAGUCUGUUGGGCGGAUCAUCGUUGGGAUCCAGUCAACGGACGGCUUGAAUGGCAAGGCUUUCUACGUUGAGGGCGGCGAUGGAUGGGAAUUCGAGGACAGCUUCUACCGUGAGCAGCCACGAUGGCUAGGAGAGGAGGCGACAAGGAGGAUGAGAGUGAACUCUGAGGCUGUUCAGAAGGUAUGA
Cyphellophora attinorum is the source of this 3834-nucleotide messenger RNA. Its product is annotated as Transcription factor IIIB 90 kDa subunit. The record is from RefSeq and is a predicted model, not a curated record. Lineage: Eukaryota; Fungi; Ascomycota; Eurotiomycetes; Chaetothyriales; Cyphellophoraceae. The coding region runs from base 1 to 3834 and encodes 1277 amino acids. Gene Ontology annotation, molecular function: TBP-class protein binding. The transcript has 3 exons.